Messenger RNA from Closterium sp. NIES-67, 1393 nucleotides. The record is from the annotation of a GenBank genome assembly. NCBI's taxonomy places the organism in Eukaryota, Viridiplantae, Streptophyta, Zygnematophyceae, Desmidiales, Closteriaceae.
UUAGGAGGAGGGAUGGGGGGCAGGGACUCGUGGUUUGAUGAAGUGUACGGGUCGAGUUCAGCCGUCACGUCUCCCACUCUCUCCCCUCCUGGUGCCGCCACGAGAAGCAUUUUCCAGGGGGAGUUUGACCUGGGAGAGGGGAGCGCAGGAGGGGGGAGCGGAGGGGGGAGGAUGGGUGGAGCAGGGAUGGGGGGAGGGGGAAUGGGGAUCGGGGGAGGUGGUGGGAGGAGAGGAGGGGGGAUGGAGGAGGGAGGGGCGAGGAGGGGCGGGGGUGGCGUUGGGGGGGGGAUGGAGAUGGAUGGAGGAGGGGGGGAGUUCAAGUUUGGGAAUUUGAUGCCCGGCGCUCAAGCCCAGCCCGACCCCUUUCAUCUCCCUUCCAUCAUCUCCCUUCCAUCAUCUCCCUUCCAUCAUCCCCCUUCCAUGAUCUCCCUUCCAUCAUCUCCCUUCCAUCAUCCCCCUUCCAUCAUCUCCCUUCCAUCAUCUCCCUUCCAUCAUCUCCCUUCCAUCAUCUCCCUUCCAUCAUCUCCCUUCCAUCAUCUCCCUUCCAUCAUCUCCCUUCCAUCAUCUCCCUUCCAUCAUCUCCCUUCCAUCAUCUCCCUGAUGCACGAGUCACUAAUGCGCAGGAAUAGGGAAGCUGCUCGAACAGCGGGCAGCGGCAGCGGUGGCGGUGGCGGCGGCGCCGGCGCCGGCGGUGGCGGUGCUGGUGGUGGCAGUCUGUUUUCUCUUGAUGACUCACCCACAGCUAGAGACAUGGAGGGACGGGCUGAGGGGAGGGGUGAAGGAAGGGUGGAGGGAAAUGGAGGGAAGAGGGGGGAGAGGGAGAGGGAGAUGGAGGGGAGAGGGGGUAGGGAAAUGGAGGGAAGAGGGGGGAGGGAGAUGGAGGGGCGAGGGGGAAGGGAGGGGGGUGGGAGAGCAACGGCGGCGGCGCAUCGGCUGUCCAAGCUGCAGGACGAGUCGGGUGUUGGGAGCGGCAGCGGCAGGGAGCAGGCGUCUCGCCAGCGAGGAGCUGCCAUGGGGUCAAACCAGCAUCAGCAGCAGGGCCGCCGCUCCUCCAUCGACAUCUGAGCUGAGCUCCCAGACUCGUCAUGUCUUGAUCUAACACCAACACUCGGGUACCUUUUUAGCAAGGUCUUCAAAGAAUGCGGACGGGAACACCGUUUUUGCAACCCGGUUUCUGCAUGGCGAUUAUUUCGUUCGUUCACCUGUAUGGCAUUGCUGGCCAACGUAACCAGCAGUGGCUUCUAAUUAUGAAUGUCAAGUAUGCUUCGAAACGGUUGGGGGGAUGGCUAAAGUCUCUUGUGUGUUAGUGCUUUUGUUUCUCCAUAUUAUAUGAUGCUUGAGUAAAAUGUUACUCCCUUUUGUCUCACUUUUUGCUCGUGUAAACCAACUUUUC